Messenger RNA from Periconia digitata, 1090 nucleotides. NCBI's taxonomy places the organism in Eukaryota, Fungi, Ascomycota, Dothideomycetes, Pleosporales, Periconiaceae. The record is from the annotation of a GenBank genome assembly.
CGAAUACCACGUCGGUUGCUUCUACUUCCCAUCAUGAGGCCAAACAAACGUAGGAAACGCUCAGAAGAGAGCCCCGAGCCCCCGGAGCAGGACCCUCCGCCAAAGGCUGUUGCCUUGCGACGCAGCCAGAGGGUCGGGCGAGGCCGACGCAACAUUCACGGCUGGCUUCACUAUGAUACGGUGUCCGUCGCCAUUCUCGAUCAGAAGAAUAUAUUUCCUUUUCUAGCACUUCCCAGGGAGCUGAGAGAACGUAAGUACAAUCUUUCUUGUGACUAAAAAGCUCAUAACGAGGCAUCACAUCGGGUCACAUUGCAAUCCUCCAAUCCCCCAUUGCAGUACUAUUGCCUCCACUAUACUGAUUCAUGGACGUGGCAUAGAUAUCAUGGAUUUUGCUCUGAACGGCAUCUCCAUCUUUUUCACGCAACACCAAUCGGAAGUUGUGUCAGUCCACAAAUACUCCAAAGGGAAAAACCUACUAGCUAGACUGAACCGGCAACCCGGGUUGCCAUCGUGGAUAACUCUCAACAAACAAGUCUUCCACGAAGUGCUCGACUAUCUACAUCGGGAUUCAGUCUUUUUUGUCAACUUAUUACGUGGGACGACUUUACCCAAUAGUAACGUGGGACUCUCCAUCGACCGAGCUAGGAACAUUGAACAGCAUAGGGAUGGGUGUCUACACCUCCAUACCUGCAGUAGACAAGAGCAUGAUGUUGAUGAUGAUGAUGAUAUACUGAGCUACCGAAUACACCCUCUAAUCAGCACCAAGCGAGAACGAUGGGGGCAGGCGCUUGAUCUGUUCACGCGGCAAUCAUCACUCAGGAGUCUUAGCCUCAACUUCAGACUACUAAACCUUCCGACAAGCCUAUCCUCCUUCGGCUUUGAAGAGGUCGACUUUGUAGCUCUGUUUGAUAGUAUUGGCCGAUGUUGCAUAGGAAAGGGGCUGAUGCAUCUACGCUUCUUUGUUCAUGAGACACGGACUGGUAGAUGGGCCUCCGAGCAUAGGAUCCCUGUCAUGGACGUCACUAUUGAAGAACUCCAGCGAAUUGCCCAGUCAGCAGUACAAGGACCAGGCGUAAAGACCAGUCUGUAA